AUGAAGUUCUCUAACUGUCCGAGAAUUUCCAAACCCUCGGCAGUCCAUCUUACGCUUGUGAACAUAAUCAAGCAUGCUCACUAUAAUGAUCUCUAUACGAUUGAUGUGCACAAGCUCUUCAAACCCUCACCCAAUCCUCCUCAUAAACUCCUUACUUCUUCUUCUCUAUUUCCCUCUCCUUCUGGAAAUUUGAAUUCCUCCCCAUCUUUUCCUACACCUGCUCCUACUUCAUCUACUCCUUAUCUCACGCCUUCAUCCUCAUAUCCUCCACCCCACUUACUUGACCAUUUCCAGCACCAGCAUCAGAACCAGCAGCAGCACCAGCUUCUUCCCCAUAGUGCCCGUUUGAUGGCUCUCUUGACAACCCAAAAUCCUCCUUCCUCCCCCUCAAACUCUAAUAAUAAUCUUGAUUUCCCUCAGCUUUCUAUGCCCUUCCCUUCGCCGUCUUCGUCUUCACCUUUGCCUUCGAACAGUAUCCCUUCCGUACCACCUCCCACUCGGUUACUCAGCACCAAACUCCCCAAGGGACGCCAUUUGAUCGGUGACCGUGUUGUUUACGACAUCGAUGCCCGCCCGCAAGGCGAAGUGCAGCCCCAGCUUGAAGUCACUCCCAUCACCAAGUACGGCUCCGAUCCCGGCCUAGUUCUUGGCCGUCGGAUUGCUGUUAAUAGAUCUUACAUAUGUUAUGGUCUCAAGCUGGGUAAUAUACGCGUCCUUAACAUAAAUAUUGCGUUAAGAGCUUUGCUUCGUGGCCACACACAGAGAGUAACUGAUAUGGCUUUCUUCGCCGAUGAUGUUCACCUUUUGGCCAGUGCUGGUGUAGAUGGACGAGUUUUCAUAUGGAAGAUCAAUGAGGGCUCAGAUGAGGAAGACAAACCUCAAAUUACAGGCAAAAUUGUCAUUGCUAUCCAUAUAGAAGUAGGAGGGGAAUCGGUCCACCCACGAGUGUGUUGGCAUCCUCACAAACAAGAAAUUUUGAUGGUUGCUAUUGGAAGUUAUAUCCUUAAAAUUGACAACACAAAAGUUGGAAAUGGGGAAGUAUUUUCGGCAGAGGAACCUCUUAAAUGCUCCAUUGAUGAACUGAUUGAUGGGAUCCAAUUGGUUGGUAAACAUGAUCAUGAAAUUACAGAGUUGUCAAUGUGCCAAUGGAUGACCAGCCGCUUAGCUUCAGCAUCGAUUGAUGGCUCGGUGAAGAUUUGGGCAGACCUCAAGGCACUACCACUUGCAGUAUUCAGGCCCCAUGAUAGCAAUCUUGUGCAUUCUGUGACUUUCUUGACUGCCCCGCACCGUCCUGAUCACAUUGUUCUUAUUACAGCGGGGCCACUGAAUCGGGAAGUGAAAAUAUGGACCUCUGCGGAUGAGGAGGGCUGGUUGCUGCCUAGUGAUACUGAAUCAUGGAAGUGUACUCAAACUUUGGAUAUAAAGAGUUCUUCUGAACCCAAGAUUGAGGAUGCAUUCUUUAAUCAAGUCAUAUUGUUGCCCCGUGCAGGCCUUUUAUUACUUGCAAAUGCCAAGAAGAAUGUUAUAUAUGCUGUACACAUAGAAUAUGGACCUAAUCCAGCUGCAACCCGCAUGGAUUAUAUUUCCGAGUUUACGGUCACGAUGCCUAUCUUGAGUCUUACUGGAACUAGUGACAGUUUACCAGAUGGAGAACAUAUUGUCGAAGUCUACUGCGUCCAAACACAAGCCAUUCAGCAAUAUGCACUUCCCCUAUCUCAGUGCCUGCCACCACCCCUAGACAAUGUGUUGUUGGAGAAAUCUGACUCCACUGUUUCUCGUGUAUUUGAUGCUUCUGAUGGUUCUGCUUCUUUCGAACCACCUCACGGAUGUAAACCGACUGAGAUGUCUGUUGUUAAUGCAACUCCUAUGCCACAUAUUUUUUCGAGCAGUGCUGAAAUUGGCCCAGUAGUGAGCCUUCCUGCAAACUUGGCUUCUUCUAAGGUUUCUAGCUUGGUGGAAGUUGCUCUUUCUGGUGUGGAAACGAUGCCAAGUGAUUUUCCUUCUCAUGUUACAGCAGAAAAUAUCCACACUAUAUCACCCCCCCUUCCUUUGAGUCCAAGAUUAAGUCGCAAAUUAUCUGGUUUUAGAAGCCCAUUAAAUUGCAAUGAGACUAAUCCGCCUCACUAUGAGUUUGACUAUCAGAGAGAUUCGCACAUUAUGGUUGCAGAGAAAAAGGAGAAAUCCUUUAAUUCCCAGGCCUCAGAUCUUGGCAUUCAGAUGGCUAGAGAUUUUUUUGUGGGAACUUACAAUGUGGAGAGAUCACGGCAAGCUAAUGAUGUCAGUAUUUCUAAGGCACCAAACCAAACUCCUAACACUUCUGUGGAAGAAGUUCAAGACACGAUGAAAGAUGUACCCACAAAGGUUGGUGAAUCAGAAACUCCUGUUGAAGUUUUGCCAUCUCCUGCACCGGCUCCGAAAGGAAAGAGACAAAAGGGUAAAAAUGCUAGAGUGUCUGGUUCAUCUUCCCCUUCUCCUAGUCCUUUUAACCCCACAGAUUCAUCAAAUAAACCGGGUGGCAGUUCAGGUGCCCCAACUAUAGAAGCUGCUUUGCCUCAAUUAUUGGCUAUGCAGGCUGUGCUUGAUCAGUUAAUGAGCACACAAAAGGAAAUGCAAAAGCAGAUGAAUGUGAUUGUUUCUAGCUCAUUUUCGAAAGAAGGUAAAAGAUUAGAGGGAUCCUGGGGCCGGAGCAUGGAUAAAAAAGUUAUCAGGGAUAACACUAAUGCUUUGGGUGCUCAUUUCCAAGAGGAAAACACAAAGCAGGAGAAGUUAGAACACAAUCGUAUACAGCAAAUAACAAACCUGAUCACAAAUUUUUCAGUCUGCAAAAUUGGCAAAUCCAACAUGCCUGUAAGGCAGGUGAAAGAGAGCAUAGAGCAACACCUCUUGAUCAAAACCCACUUGCAGAACUCCAUGAACCAAAUGCAGAAGGCAUCCACCAACAAAACUACCCAAAAUGAGGAAAUUGAUCAGCAUCUUGAGUGCAGAUGGGGGAGGGAGAGGGAGAGGGAGAGAAAGAAUGAGAGGCAGAGGUUUCAGGUCUUGAGUGCAGAUGGGAAGGGAAAGGGAGAGAAAGAAGGAGAAUGA
Messenger RNA from Juglans microcarpa x Juglans regia, 3084 nucleotides. Its product is annotated as enhancer of mRNA-decapping protein 4-like. The transcript has 13 exons. NCBI's taxonomy places the organism in Eukaryota, Viridiplantae, Streptophyta, Magnoliopsida, Fagales, Juglandaceae. The record is from RefSeq and is a predicted model, not a curated record. Bases 1 to 3084 code for a protein of 1027 amino acids. Gene Ontology annotation, molecular function: protein binding. Gene Ontology annotation, biological process: deadenylation-independent decapping of nuclear-transcribed mRNA. Gene Ontology annotation, cellular component: P-body.